Molecule: messenger RNA, 998 nt
Organism: Aureobasidium uvarum
Lineage: Eukaryota; Fungi; Ascomycota; Dothideomycetes; Dothideales; Saccotheciaceae
Source: the annotation of a GenBank genome assembly
AAAUGAAUCAUCGGAAGCCCACACCUCUCACGUCCAUCCAGGAACAGAACGAAGUAGAAGAAAACGACAUCGUCACAAAGGCCGAGAAGAAGAUAUCCCAUGCCCUGACCGUCAUUUGGUCAGAUCUACCGUCGUGGCAACAAGACAAUCACUACAUUCAAUCUGGCUACCGACCAGCAAGCAACUCAUUUCAUCGCUCAUUCAUGUCCUUGUCUUAUAUUCAUAAUGAGACUGUAAACAUCUACACUCAUCUUCUCGGAGCUCUUGUCUCCUUGGUCUGCUCUAUCUAUUUGCAUUCGCUCAUUAAGCCGCGAUAUGACAGAGCGAGCAGAGAGGACGUGAUCGUCUUUGGAUGCUUCUUUGGUGGUGCCAUUGCUUGUCUGGGUAUGAGUGCCACCUACCACACCAUUUCCAACCACUCACCCAAAGUCAACAAGAUUGGAAACCAGCUGGACUAUGUCGGCAUCGUGUGUUUAAUUUGGGGCAGCUUUAUCCCCAGCAUCUUCUAUGGGUUUGCCAGAGAGCCAGGAUAUAUUGCUGUGUACUGGUCAAUGUCAUUGACCGUCAUANNGAUCACACUCAUUGGCAUCGGCUGUGCGACUGUGUCCAUUAUGCCCAGUUUCAGAACGCCCAAGUGGCGUCCUUUCCGCGCCGGCAUGUUCGUUGCAAUGGGUGCAAGUGCUGUUAUCCCAGUGCUGCAUGGCAUCUUCUUAUUCGGAGUCGGUCAACUUGAGCGACAGAUGGGCCUCUCUUGGCUGGUCUUGCAAGGAGUCUUGUAUAUCUCUGGUGCCGCAAUCUAUGCAGCACGUUUCCCAGAGCGCCUGAAGCCUGGUUCUUUCGACAUCUGGGGCAGUUCUCAUCAGAUUUUCCACGUCCUGGUUUUACUUGCUGCGACCUCUCACUUCGUCGGUCUUGUCAAGGCAUUCGACUAUGAGCAUAGUGCGAGAGCCCAGGCCGAUAACAUCGUAUAUGGUUUCAACCAUAUCUUCAAGAAGAAC